Messenger RNA from Anopheles nili, 3194 nucleotides. It is a transcript of the gene Prp40, whose product is annotated as pre-mRNA-processing factor 40 homolog A. Gene Ontology annotation, biological process: mRNA cis splicing, via spliceosome. Bases 1 to 2649 code for a protein of 882 amino acids. The record is from RefSeq and is a predicted model, not a curated record. Gene Ontology annotation, cellular component: U2-type prespliceosome; U1 snRNP. Gene Ontology annotation, molecular function: protein binding; RNA binding. The transcript is spliced from 3 exons. NCBI's taxonomy places the organism in Eukaryota, Metazoa, Arthropoda, Insecta, Diptera, Culicidae.
AUGUCGGUGCCACCGAUAGCAGGUGCCCAGCAGUUUGCUCCAUCUCUGGUGUCACACUUUAACAUUCCCCCGCCGGGCUUUGCGGCUGCCGGCGGUGGAGCGGUCGCGCCUGCAGCAGGCCCGGGAUCUGUUGCUACGGCCGUAGCGCUUGUUGCCGCAGCCAACGGAUCGGUGAUAGAUGCUAGUACCGUACCAGCGGCGCCCGGUGCUCCGUUAGUGCAACCUGCGGCAAUCGUGAACGAAUGGUCCGAGCACAAGACACCCGAGGGCCGCACGUACUACUACAACAGUAUCACCAAGCAGAGCUCCUGGGAGAAACCGGAAGAUCUGAAAACACAAGCGGAAAAGCAACUAGGACUGUGCCCCUGGAAGGAAUACCGAUCCGACUCGGGUAAACUGUACUAUCACAACACGGCUACGAAGGAAUCGCAAUGGGUAGCACCGCCUGAGUAUGUGGAGCUCAAGGAAAAGGUGGCCGCAGAGCAUGCGGCCGCUGAGGCUGCUAAAGCGGCUGCCCUCAAAACUUCCGCUAUGGCGAGCAGCAUGCUAAUGCAGUCCGUCGUUUUGCCAGUUGUUUCUCCGGCCAUUUCGAAUACCCCCGUGGCGUCGAGCAACGCGGCCAGCGUUGCUGAUAUGCCUCUGGGAUUGGGAGCGUUGUCAGGUGUUACGCCUGGAUCCGCCGAAAACUCGUCCUCUGCCCUGGAUCAAGCGAUGGCAGCGACGUUAGCCGCAAUUGAAGUUCCGGAUGAUCCGAUCGAAAAGCGAGAUCCGGAAUCGCCACCAGGGCAGACCGACGACGAGCCGGUCGUGGAGUUUAAAGACAAAAAGGAAGCGAUCGAGGCAUUCAAGGAGUUCCUGAAGGAAAAAAACAUUCCCUCGAGCUCGUCCUGGGAGCAGUGCGUGAAAAUCAUCCAAAAGGACCCAAAGUUUAACGUGUUUAAAAAGCUGAGCGAAAAAAAGCAAGCCUUCAACGCGUACAAAACACAAAAGCUGAAAGAUGAGCGCGAAGAGCAGCGGUUGAAAGCGAAAAAGUCCAAGGAGCAGCUUGAAAAGUUUCUCAUGUCGUCGGACAAAAUGAACUCUGCGCUCAAAUUUUAUCGCUGUGACGAGCUAUUUGCCAAUCUGGACGUGUGGAAAUCUGUCCCGGAGCAGGACCGGCGCGACAUUUACGAUGAUUGUAUUUUUAAUCUGGCCAAGCGGGAAAAGGAAGAAGCAAGGGUCAUGAAAAAGCGAAACAUGCGUGUCUUGGGUGAGCUGCUUGAGGCGAUGACCUCCGUUACCUACCAGACGACCUGGUCCGAGGCACAAGUGAUGCUGCUGGAAAGCGCCUCGUUCAAGAAUGACGUCAACCUGCUGGGGAUGGACAAGGAGGACGCACUGAUCGUGUUCGAGGAGCACAUCCGCGGGCUGGAGCGCGAAGAAGACGAGGAGAAGGAGCGCGAAAAGAAGCGCAUGAAACGGCAGCAGCGGAAAAAUCGAGACCAAUUCCUCGCACUGCUCGACACGCUGCACGAGGAGGGAAAACUCACGUCAAUGUCGCUAUGGGUAGAGCUGUAUCCGCUCAUAUCGGCCGAUCUGCGGUUCUCGGCCAUGCUCGGGCAACCCGGCUCGACGCCGUUGGAUUUGUUCAAGUUCUACGUCGAAAAUCUCAAGGCUCGAUUCCACGACGAAAAGAAGAUCAUUAAAGAAAUUCUCAAAGAGAAGGAGUUUGUGCUCGUGCGGACGACGACGUUCGAGGAUUUCGCGACGGUAGUGUGCGAGGAUAAGCGAUCGGCCACGCUGGACGCUGGAAAUGUAAAACUUACGUACAACUCACUCCUUGAGAAGGCAGUCGCUGCAGAAAAGGAACGACUAAAGGAGGAAACGCGCCGCAUACGAAAGAUGGAGAACGAGCUGAAGGGUGUAUGGAUUGAGGCCGGUCUCUCCGGCGUGGACAGUUGGGAUACGGCCCAGAAGCUUGUAAUGGAUCGCGAUGUGUACGAUCUGUACGAGAAAGAGGACAAAGUGGAGCGGUUGUGGGAAGACUACGUCAAGGAAACGGAAGACUCGUGUAGCCACCACCAUUCGCGAUCGAAAAAGUCCAAGAAGAGUCGAAAGCACAAGAAAAAGUCUCCUUCGUCUUCGAAAUCGCUAUCGGAUGGGUCGGAAGUGGAGUAUGAAAAACCGUUGUCGAAAAAGAAGCGUACAUCCCGCUCCCGGACCUCACUGACCGCCAGCGAGCUCUCGGAAAGCGAGCAUGAGUUACACGAGGAACCACUGCACCACCAUAUCGACCAUCACGGGGGUGAGCGGCCGGAUCGGAAGCGAAAGAAGAAGAAAAAGCACCAUCGCAAACUGUCCCGCUCGCCUUCGUACCAAGAGAUGCUGAUCAUGGAGAAAAAUGGUGCCUCGCGAUCGCCGUCGCCGUCACUGGAGAUCGAGAAGAAAAAGAAAAAGAAGGACAAAAAGAAGAAAGAUAAACGACGAUCAUCCCGAUCGAUCAGCCGCGCUAGCAGCGACCGGAUCCGUAGCCCGCUGGAAGAGGGUCGGCGUAGUCGCGGCGGUAGCAGAUCAUCGAAAAUGGCGGACGAUGCGGCUCUCAGCGAAUCGGAGCUGGAAUCACAACGUGCGGCUCUUCUGGCGCAGCUUAACGAGCAAAUGGACGAGUAGCACAGAAAGACCAGAAGACGGGCGCUCAGGUCACACAGGACAGGGUACCGUAAAUGAUAAAUACAACCGUUUGUCUCGCGUGGCGACGGAGAGUGUAUAUUGUACCGAGGAAAAGUCCAUAAAAAUCCUACACAAUCGAAAAUACAAUGGUAUUUUGUUGCUUUUAAAAUCGACUACAAAAAUGCUCGGAAAAGAAAUGUGCGCAAAAAUGCUCGUGGAGCAAGAAGUGAUGUCCCGCAAACGGAAGAAAUGUUGGGAAAGUUCGUCAGCCUUGCUCGGGUGGUUGCGGGUCAUGCCCGUAGUGCCAUUCAGUGCUAGAUAUCUUCCUCGAUCGGUUUGUAAUCCGGGAGCAGUUCCCAAAUUUUCAUCCUCCAUCGUUGGCGGCGCAUUUCGGUUUCUUUUUCGAUGCGUAAUAUUAUAUGCAGACGUUGCCAUCGCUCGAACACCUUCCAUUUCAGUUGCCUACGAAAGAGAGAGAAUCAGGGCUAGAUUAGGCCUACCGUGAAUAGAAUGAAUUGUAAAAACAGGUUUAAUGUAACGACUUA